UUUUUCUCACCUAAUCCUUCUUCCAUGGAGAAAACAAUAAUUGUCUCUGAAUCAUCCCCAACCUGAGCAUCAAGGUACCUGGCAGGGGUUGAGUGGAUGUGAAGGACGCGAAUGGGCAGAGGAGAAAUCCUAGAAAGAAAGAUGAGCACCCGGGACCUCUCAGAUCUGUGGAGCAGAUCGGAUGGAGACGCUGAGCUGCUGCAGGACUUGGGGUGGUACCAUGCCAACCUCUCGCGCCACGCGGCCGAGGCUCUUCUCCUCUCCAACGGAUGCGACGGUAGCUACCUUCUGAGGGACAGCAACGAGAGGACCGGGCUGUAUUCUCUGUCUGUGAGAGCCAAAGACUCUGUCAAACACUUUCAUGUUGAAUAUACUGGAUAUUCACUUAAAUUUGGCUUUAACGAAUUCCCAUCUUUGAAGGAUUUUGUCAAGCAUUUUGCAAAUCAGCCGUUGAUUGGAAGUGAGACAGGCACUCUGAUUGUUCUGAAACAUCCCUAUCCAAGAACAGUGGAGGAACCUUCCAUUUAUGAGUCUGUCCGGGUUCACACAGCAAUGCAGACAGGAAGAACAGAAAACGACCUCGUGCCCACUGCACCUUCUCUGGGCACCAAAGAAGGCUACCUCACCAAACAGGGCGGCCUGGUCAAGACCUGGAAAACAAGAUGGUUUACUUUGCACAGGAAUGAACUGAAAUACUUCAAAGACCAGAUGGCACCAGAACCAAUUCGGAUCCUAGAUUUAACAGAAUGCUCAGCUGUACAAUUUGAUUAUUCACAGGAAAGAGUAAACUGUUUUUGCUUAGUAUUUCCAUUCAGGACAUUUUACCUCUGUGCAAAGACAGGAGUAGAAGCUGAUGAGUGGAUCAAGAUAUUACGCUGGAAAUUGUCACAAAUAAGAAAACAGCUCGACCAAAGGGAAGGCACAAUCCGAUCUCGGUCGUUCAUCUUUAAAUAGAUCUUUUCUUGCCAGGAAUGCCCUGGCUCAGGAGCAAGGUGGAAUGCUCCCUGAUGCUGGCAUCCAUAGCUGACUUCAGACAAAAGCUAAAGGUUUUUCUUUAAAAACAAAUCUAAAGCAGAUGCCUAUACCACGUGGGACCCAUAUACUACAUUUGCUGAUUCACGGAAAACUGCUGCCAUUCCAAGAUAUUACCAUCUUCCUGAGAAUACCGAAGCAAUUAUUAUUCUGAUAGAAACAGAUUAUACUACUCCUCCCAGGCCUGCUCUCUCUUAGAAGACACAAUGUAGUAAGAUAGAAGGUUCUCAUUUUUCACUUUUUGUGGUCCCCAAGUUUGUUGACGUUAGUUGCCUGGAGUCCCACUCUGAGUCAUGGUCAGCUCACCUGACACCCAGGUUGUGCUACUAACCAGCAAGGAGAAGUCAUCUUCUGUACUUGGAGGCCAAGACUGCUUCUUCACCAAGUCCACUGAGAUAACAAACAUCAAAGAUUUUGGGGGGAUGGGUUGUUUUGUUUUUUUUCCCCUUUAUACAAAAAACUAAAAGUUUCCAAAACUAAAAUGGAAAAUGAUUAUAGUAUUUAGUUUUUCUUAGAAGGCUUGGAAAUCUAGUGGGUUCUUCACUUCCAAUGAUAAAACUGUGAGAACUAAAUGUCCUAUGGGAGAUUAGGUAGGACAAUAAAAAUAAAUAAAGGUAUAGUUUUAAAAUCAUCUCUUUUAACCAUUUUUGGGGAAAUGUUUUAAAGAGUGAGAAAACAUAAAUAGAGGCAGGGUAAUAAAGUAGUAGAUAACUUGUAGUUUAAUAAUUAUUAUUAUUGUAGUAAUAAUAAUAGAGCACGUGUAAGCACUAAGUUAUCUUUACCUGACAGUUCUCCGAACAGACUGAAAGAGGCUUCUUAGGGCGAGUGUGUUAUAAUAUUCCCUUCCCUGGAAUUAGCUGUGUAGGCUAAUUCCAAAGAAUGGCCCAAAGAAUGUGAGAAUCACCUUGCACUGCCAUCUCUAAGCACCCUGUGCCUUAUUAAAGAGCAACUUUUGUUGCCAGUUGAGGAAGUAACACUAAAUCUUCAUGAAUUAAAUAAUAAUGUGUUACACAGCCAUUUCAAACUAGAAUAAGGGGAGUGAAAUAGGGGAAUGGGAUACUAGUGUCCAGAGCUCAUAAAUAGAUUCUAACUCCUGCCAUUAUUUUUAUUAAUACUGCUUUCUUAGGUAGAACUUUGAAAGAAGACAAAAAUAAGUGAAGAGCCUAAAAAUAAAAACAUUAUGGUGCAAAGCUAUGAUAUAACACUGCUCAUGCCAUCCAUAGGGAUACUCUGUUAUUGUUACUUAAACAUCCGAGACUCAAAAAUUACGGUAAACUUUUGUAUAUUUCAACAAGAUUUUUAAACAUAUUUUGUUAUUUUGUUAUGUUUUUAUUAUAUGGAAUAAAGCAUAUGUCAAGUUAAAAUGUAUUGUGCCAAGUUUGCAAAGUAAGAAGUUAUAAAUGAAUCCUCCCUGAGAUGUAUGGUUUUAUGUUUUGCUUUCUUAGAAACAAAGUGUUUCUUUGUGUAGGUAAUAUUGUUUUUACCUUUGUAGAACAUGUUUAUUUAUAUUUUCAGUUUUGUUUAUUAAAAAUAGCAUGAUUUUGCUGUGCGUGUACUA
Galeopterus variegatus (Sunda flying lemur) is the source of this 2590-nucleotide messenger RNA. RefSeq names its product dual adaptor of phosphotyrosine and 3-phosphoinositides (gene DAPP1). Lineage: Eukaryota; Metazoa; Chordata; Mammalia; Dermoptera; Cynocephalidae. The coding region runs from base 112 to 954 and encodes 280 amino acids. The transcript has 10 exons. The record is from RefSeq and is a predicted model, not a curated record.